AUGGCGCAUCAAACAGUUGUAUUGUCGGUGGCGUGUGAGAAGGACUCGCCGUUCUACGCUGCCGGAGCGGCAGAUGGUAAAAUUGUUUUUUGCACAAAUAAUGGUCCGGUGGGUGCUGUAGAGGCUGAUGGUUCAGUAGAAUAUUUAGCAUUUCCGCCUUCCAAUGACCUUAAAAUAGUAGCCAGUGGUACUUUGCAAGGACAAAUAGCAAUUUGGGAUUUUGCAAAGUAUAAUUUGCGCACAUUAUGCGAUCACACCUUUGUAGAAGGUGACAAUUCCAAUGAAUUUCAAGGUGGCAUAACGCGGCUGAAGUGGCUCAGUGGUCAUACGCUCAUGGCAGCUACAAUGGAUGGCAAUGUGAUUGCUUUUGAAGCGCGUUCUGGCGCACGCACAUUUACGCUCGAGGGAUAUAUGGCGGAAAUCUAUGAAAUGUGUUAUAAUCCACAUGAAAACGUCUUGUCAACAGUAUCUGGGGAUCAUCGAGCGAAAAUCUUUAAUAUACCACAGCUGGGCGAUUAA
Rhagoletis zephyria (snowberry fruit fly) is the source of this 519-nucleotide messenger RNA. Its product is annotated as vegetative incompatibility protein HET-E-1-like. The record is from RefSeq and is a predicted model, not a curated record. NCBI's taxonomy places the organism in Eukaryota, Metazoa, Arthropoda, Insecta, Diptera, Tephritidae. Gene Ontology annotation, molecular function: protein binding.